UGUUUUAUUUAACCAGACGUCCGUUUUUUCACAAGUGCAAAAAUUUUUAAUCAAAACUAUAAUUAAAGUCGAAAAACUAACACAAACCCGUUAAAAAUAUGGCAAAAAAUAAGAGCACAGUUUAUCUGGGCUACGACGAUGAGGAAAUAACUGAGAAGCAUGUAUCGUUACUAAAUAGUACACUAAAUAAAAUUGGUGGAACAGCGGAUUGGCCAAAUGGUGAAAUAAAAAUACCGGCAUGUCCUCUAUGCGGCACAGCCCGUCCUUUGAUUGUACAACUUUAUGCUCCUUUGGAAAUGUCGCAAUUUCAUCGUACGCUGUAUGUAUUUUCCUGUUUGAAUCCUGUGUGUUCGCAAAAUUCCAAAAGCUGGGUGUGUGUAAGAACCCAACACUUGGAUACACCAGAGCACUGUGAUAUUAUGAAAGUAAUGGCAUCACCUAAAACAUCAUCGGCCAGUGGUGGAGGUAAACAAAAGAAAAAGAAAGAACAAAAACAGCAAUCGGGUAAAAUGUCAUGGUGCACCGGUACCGAUGAUUGGGGAGAUGAGACCAGUGUAGUAGUAGUUGCUGAGGAGUCUGUAGAACAGAUGGAUACAGAAGCAGAUGAUCCCCAGGAAGCGAAUGAAGAGAACGGAAAUGUUAUUAAAAAUGUCAAUUUUCCAGCAACCAACCAGCAAUUGGAGUCGGAUGAGGGAGAGAAUGAAGAUGCUUUAGCCAAUGAAGAAGAUGAUGAAGACGAAAGCAAUUCCAUGGACAAUGAUCUUCUAAUGAGUUUCAAUCAAAUCGAUUUGCGAUCUGGUCAAAACUUAGCCGAAGAUCCCAAUGCAAAUUGUGCAGCAGGUGAAUUGGCAGCCGCAGCUUCCGUUGAAAAGGAGGGCAAUUAUGCAUGUAGUGGAGCUUCUGCAACCAUUUGCGCUGAAAUUGAAGGCCCCGAGACUGAUGUUGUUCUAGUAGAAACUCCUCAAAAGCCUGAACGUGAUCUAAUAGCCUUAUUAAAGCAUACUCCUACCCCAGCGGUCUUGGGUCCUUUAGCUAAAUUAUCGGAUAUUACCUUGAAACCAUACUUUAUGGCCGUAGAUGUUGAGUUGAAAUUGGCAACUAAAGAAUAUGAUCAGUAUGGUGGUUCCUUGUCUGCAGAGCAUAUACGUGAAUUAUAUCAGGAAUAUAAGAAACAAGAUGAAUCUGCUCAUUCGCCAAAUAGUGCUAUGUCCGCUAGUGGCAGUGGUGGUGUGGGUGGCGCCGGAACUCCUGAGGAUCAGGAGGCUUAUGAGAAAGCUUUACCAGCUCAUGGUGACCUUAUGUUUCAUAAUUUUUUGAGUACUAUUCAACAAAAUCCAGGACAAGUUUUAAGAUACUCUCGUGAUACUUUGCCUCUUCUAAUUUCCCCUCUCCAAGAGCCUGCUCCAAAAUGUCCCAACUGCAAUGGUGAUACUAUAUGUGAAGUUCAGAUCCUAUCGACACUUAUACCAAAAUUAAAAAUGCAACAGAAUGAUGAGAAUGCUCCCCUAGAAUAUGGAAAUGUCUUGGUUUUCACCUGCUUGAAAAGUUGUUGGGAUACACCCGACAAAAUGCGCUAUGAAAAGGUUAUAGUACAAGUUGAAAAAUAAGUAACUUCCAAACGAAACUACAACGGAAAACAUGUAAACGAAACCAAAAUAAAAUGUACACAUAAAAUGUGUACAUAAUCUUUUAAUUACUAAAUAUGAACAAAGGAAGGUACCUUAUAGAGGAAUGAAUGAUUAAAGCAAAAAACGAAUACGAAAUAUCUAAACUACUUACAUACAUAUUAUGUAUUAUUUAACAGCAAACAGAACAUACUCAAACUCAACCACGAAGACACUUUUUGAAAAAAAACAGAAAACACUCAAGGAUUGAAUUAAUUACAUAUGUAUUUAUAAUGUUAGUAAGGGUAAUAAUGAUGAGUAAUUUGUUUUAUUUAUUUUAAUUAAUUAUGAAAGGAAAAUAAUCUCUGUCCCCAAAAUUAAACGGCUUCAUUACGGAAACAAACUUAACCUACACUUAAUUAUAAGAAAUGGAUUUUAAAAAACACUUAAUUUAUAAUAGUUGUUUAUGGAAAUUUUUAACUUAAAACAAACGUAAAAUUAACUUAUCUUAAUAGCCUAGAGCUUUUUGGUCAAUUUUUCCAGUCCACUUUAAGAUUAUAAACAUUUUGAAAAUUCAUUAAAGCACUUAUUGUUUUUAGCAUUUAUUUCUUUAUUGAAAUUUAUUUAUUUAGUUAUAUUUAUUUAGAUUUUUGUUCCAAAAACACAUCCCUUACUUUUAUUAGUUUUAAGAUCUAUUCCAAACUCUCUACUUCUAUAUAUUUUAUUUUAGUGAACAAUAAUGUGAUUUAAAAUGUUUAAUUUUAACAAAAAGAAAGAAAAAUCUAAAAAUCUUUUAUUAAAUUAUGCUUUAAUGUAGUUUUAAAACUAAAAAUUAAAUUGAGUAAUUGAUGAGAAUGAAAUACAUAACAUUUUAGUGUAAAAUUCUAGAUUGAGAAAAUGAUAAAAACACGAAAAGAACUCAAAAUAAA
Messenger RNA from Calliphora vicina (urban bluebottle blowfly), 2533 nucleotides. It is a transcript of the gene trus, whose product is annotated as programmed cell death 2 like trus. The transcript has 3 exons. The coding region runs from base 99 to 1607 and encodes 502 amino acids. Gene Ontology annotation, biological process: apoptotic process. Lineage: Eukaryota; Metazoa; Arthropoda; Insecta; Diptera; Calliphoridae. The record is from RefSeq and is a predicted model, not a curated record. Gene Ontology annotation, cellular component: cytoplasm.